AUGCCUUCACGAGAUAACACUCGCUCAAGUUCAACUGUUAACAUCAACAACAACGAGGAUAACACCAUGUCUCCCACGAUGACUGAAUCUUACAACUUAACCAUGUGGCCAAAGAAGACUCACGGUACCCAACGACCUCUAACCAUCUACAGCAAGAAUAUCAUCAUACCUCUCAGCAACGAUCAAGAAAUCAUAUCACCCAUACCGUCGGGGCAUUUCGAAACCUCACGUCGGUUCUGGCAGUUCAAGGUUGAAGAGGGACAAACGACCUAUGUACGCUAUGGUACCAUCAGAGCUGAUGGUGGCCUCGAGGAAAGGGCAACGCACAUCCAGCAACAUCCAAAUUAUGCGGAUGCCAAAAAAUUUGUGGAAAAUUUGGUGGACGAAAAGAUUAAAGCUGGAUACGUUGGUUGGGCACGUUGGUGA
Messenger RNA from Acaulospora morrowiae, 426 nucleotides. The record is from the annotation of a GenBank genome assembly. NCBI's taxonomy places the organism in Eukaryota, Fungi, Glomeromycota, Glomeromycetes, Diversisporales, Acaulosporaceae.